Dictyostelium purpureum is the source of this 3352-nucleotide messenger RNA. RefSeq lists its product as uncharacterized. NCBI's taxonomy places the organism in Eukaryota, Evosea, Eumycetozoa, Dictyosteliales, Dictyosteliaceae. Gene Ontology annotation, molecular function: protein binding. The coding region runs from base 1 to 3174 and encodes 1057 amino acids. Gene Ontology annotation, cellular component: plasma membrane; lamellipodium. The transcript has 5 exons. Gene Ontology annotation, biological process: regulation of Arp2/3 complex-mediated actin nucleation; cell migration. The record is from RefSeq and is a predicted model, not a curated record.
AUGUCAGAAGAAAUUUCAGCCAACGAUAGAAAAUACAUUACAAAUUUGUUAAAUCAAAGAAAUCAAGAAAGUAUUUUAUUAAUUAGUGGUGAUAAAAUUAGUAAAAAAAAGAGCAAGAAACCAAGCAAGAGAAUUAUUUUAUUGACAAAGAAUCGUGUAUUAUUUAUUAAACCAGGUCAAAGUAAAGUUAAAAAGGAAGCACAUCUUUUAGAUAUUAAUGAAAUUAAAUCAUCCAACAGUAAUGAGGUUAUUAUAGUAUCGGCUCAACAAAAAUUCCAAUAUGGUAUGAACACCAAUGGUAAGGCCGAUGAAAUUAUUCACCAAAUUCGUACUGUUUUCAGUCAACAAUUUUUAGGUUAUCCAGAAGAUGUUAGUUUUAAAUUAACUGAUAUUCAACCACAAUCUCGUUUAAAAGAAUUAUCCCCAAAAGAUUUACCAUGUGGUGGUUUUGUUGAAACCUACAGCUCACUUUGCGAUUAUUGGGGUAUUCCAAUACGUGGUGAUAUUUGCUGGGAUAUUUCAAACAUCACCUCAAGCAAAAAUAUUAAAUCAUUUAAUUUUGGUGAAAUUGAACAACCAAUUUCAAUUGGUGAUAUCAAAUGUUUAUUAACUGCUUUAAAGUAUAAUGGAUAUUUCAAAGGUUUAAAUUUCAACAACCAUCCAUUUGCUAAAGAUCAAUUCCAAAUUUUAGCUGAUGUAUUAAAAGUCAAUUCAACUGUUGAAGAUUUAAGUAUGAAUAAUGUUGGUUUAAGAUCAGAUACUUUACCAAUUAUUGCAAAUUCAUUAUCAGCAAAUAAAAACUUAGCUCUCACCUCAAUUGAUAUUUCAAACAAUCAAGUUGAAGAUAAAGGUCUUGGUGCUUUUGCUCAAUAUAUUGCUGGUAGUUUAAGAGGUAUUGCAUCUUUAGAUUUAUCAAAUACUUCAACUGGUAAACUUGGUAUUAAUCAAGUUACAAGUGCAUUAAAAAAGAAUAUCAAAAUGCCAUCAACUUUAUCAUAUUUAAAUCUUUCAGGUAAUAAAAUGGAAGCUGAUGGUAGUGCAGGUUUAGCAAGCUUUUUAGCCAAUCCAAAUUGUCUUAGAACUUUAAUUCUUUCAAAUACCACUCCCUCAAUGGAAACUAUUGUUGGAGCUUUGGUUAUUGGUUGCUCUGAACUUAAAACUUUAGAUAUCUCUGAAAAUGUUGGUAAACUCACUAAAAAAGAAGUUGCUCAUUUGGUUAGAUUUAUUUCAUCAUCAUCAACUCUCAAAAAUUUCAAUUUCUCUGGUACUAAAGUUCCAGUUGAUUGUUUAAAAGAAUUAGUAGUUGCAAUUUCAUCAAAUAUUUAUUUACAAGAAGUUAAUUUAGAUAUUAGAAAUAAUGAUUUAGGUAUUGCAGGUGCCAGAAUGUUAGCUUCAUUAUCAGAUAAAUUAUCAAAUAUUGUUUAUUUAGAUUGUUCAGAAAAUGAUUUUGGUGAUGAGGGUGUAUCUGUUAUCUGUGAAGGUUUUGUUACAAAUAAUUCUAUUAAAAAAUUAGUAUUAAAUGGUAAUUUCAAGACAUCAAAAACUAAAUCAAGAGCAGCAGCAAUCGAAUCAGUUAUUACUUUAUUAGAAUCUGAAUGUCCAAUUGAAUCAUUACAUAUUACAGCAGGUAGUGGUAAAUCAUUAUCACCAUUAAAGAACGAUAUUCUUCCAUUAGUUUAUUCAUUAGCCACCAACAGCUCAUUAUUAGAAAUCGAUAUUAGUGGUCAUCAAAUGGGUAAUAAAGGUGCCAUCGCUUUAGGUAAAGCUCUUCAAACAAAUAAAACACUUCACACUUUAAUUUGGGAUGAAAAUCAAACCGGUGUUGUAGGUUUCUCUGGUUUCCAAGUUGGUUUAGAACGUAAUUUAACAUUAAAAAAUAUGCCAACCCCACUUACCGAUAUUAUUGCUGCUCAUCGUGAAAACCCUGUUAAACUCUCACAAACUCUUAAAGAAAUCGAUAAUUGUAUCAAUAGAAAUCAAUCACCAAGCCGUGCUUUUGAAGGUACUGCUGGUAUCGGUGCCACAAAUCUUUCAUUCUUAGCCUCUGGUCAACAACAACAAAUUGAAAAACUUAUGAAUAGAAUUAAAAGUAUUGGAAGAAAAGUUACAGACCCAGAAAAUCUUUUAAUUAUCAAAGAUGCUGAAAAUACAGAAAAGGUUAUUGGUGGUAUUCAUUUAAUUAAAGAAGCUAUUCACGCAUCACUAGAAAUGGAGUUAAAUCAAAAACUUAAACAAUUUGUAUCUGUAGUCAACGAUGCUAUCGAUUCUAAAAAGAAAGAAAUGACCCAACAAAUUUUAGAAAGUAUGCAAAAUACUUUCAAAUCUAUGGAUCAAGCCACCAUGAAGGGUUUAGCAGCUGGUAUUCAAUUUGGUUCAAAAGAUGUCGAUGAAGAACAAAUCCACUCUACUCUUGUAAAAGGUGCCGGUGCUGAACUUAGCAGUCGUGCUCACGAAUGUUUUAUUUCAUCUUUAGAUAUUGCUUCAGAUUAUACCUAUGAAAAAAUUACUAUGGGUCUUGAAAGUGUAUUUAAGGAUUUAGUAUUAGAAGAAUUAAAUCAAUCACAAGGUGAUAACUCUACCCCAAUCGACCACAGUCCAGUCCCAGUCAGAGCUGCACCACAAGCUACCUCACCACCAUUAGCAUCAUUCCCAACCUCCAAACCACCACCACAAGCUGCCCCUGUCCCACCAUCGGGUGGCAAUGCUCCACCACCAUUAGUUCCAAGAACCGGUGCUGCUGCUCCAAAACCACAAUCCCCAGAGGUUCAAGCUGGUGCUGGUGCUCCUGCUCCACAACCAAAAUUCGGAGGUUCAAAAGUUGCUGCAAACUCUGCUGUUGCUCAAGCUAUGAUCCGUGGUAUGAUGGGUGGUCCACCACCAAUGAGAAAACCAGCUGCUCCAGUAUCUGGUGAAGAUACUCCAUCCCAACCACCAGCCGGUGCUGCUCCAUCACCAUCCAACAUUACCCCGAGCAAACCAAAACCAUCAGUUGCACCAAGAGCUGUCACACCAGUUAAAAAACCAACACCAUCAUCAGGUACACCUGGUAGUAUUUCAGAUGCCCCUGAAACUGAUGAUUCUGUUGAAUUAACCCAUGCCACUAAAUCACGUCCACAAGUUUCUCAUAAAAGAAAACCACCAACUAGAAGACCAAGACCACCAACUGAAAAUUAAAAUGAUAUACGAUAAUAAUAAAAAUAAUAAUAAUAAUAAUAAUAAUAAUUAUAAUAGUAUUAUAAUAGUAACAUAUUUAUAGUUAAAAUAACAAUAUUAAAAACAAUUUUAAUUUAAUAUUAAAUCAUAUUUAAAUUAAAAUUUUAAAAUAAAAAAACAUAUUUAUUUCUUUGUAUUU